UUGUUGUUGUUGUUUUCGUAGUUUUUGAAGAGGGGAAGAAGCGCGCAGUCGUCGCCGCGAUGUCCAGACGCAAACUUGGCAGCAGACCGCAGCACCUGAGUGCAAUUCACGAAUCUCCUGACUCAGCGGACACAAGCGCCCCCCCGCCACAGGACCACCGCUCGACCCCACACAUCCUGACCUCCGACGGGGGCGGCGACGGCGACCUCCUGACAUGCGGCCAGUGCAGCCGGGCCUUCCCCCUGGCGCACAUCCUGGCCUUCAUCCAGCACAAACAGGGCAACUGUCUCCCCCGAAACCAAACCGCUGACGCCCGCCCCGCGCCCCCCCCACCCGCCCGCCGGGCCCUGCAACAACAUUGCGCCACCGCCCCCCCCUCCGCCAGGACCACCGUGGCCGCCAUCGCCGCGCUGGGACCGGGCUUCAUCGAGCUGAGGAGAGAGGAGGCGGCGGCCAGGGACCAAGUCUGGGGGGCGCAGCUUGACGUGAAGGUGAAGGUGGAGCCCGGCAAAGCAGGGUACGAGGAGCCCUCCUACUUCACCUGCCAGCAGUGUGAGAGUGUGUUGCCCUCUGCCUGGGCCCUGCUGCAGCACGCCCAGCACACGCACUCAUUCAACAUCUACCAGGAGGACGACGAUGACUACGACGUCCGAGUGAGAGGAGGCUUGAAAGAGAACAAAUCUGUCGCGGCCACGCUGGACCCUCGCCACUUGAGCCAAGCGCUCUCCUCCGCCUUCCAGGCCUCCGCCUUCCAGCCCUCCACCCUCCACCCGGCGCGCGCCCGCCCGACUCCUGCUGCUCUGCACGCCCGCAACCUACAGGCUCUGAACUUCUCUGAGCGGCUGAGGGAGCUUGCUGUGGGCACCAACAAUAACGGCAACUUCCCUGCCAUCGGCUCGCCAGGGGGCCUGGCACCAUCCCCGUCGUCCUCCCCGCCUGCAGCGUCCCCCUUUCCUCAAACGGGAGUCCUCCAGUCCGACUUACACUGCAAGCUGUGCAACCACAGCUUUCAGUCCCCGCGCGCCCUGUCCACCCACCGCCGGACUCACGCGUGCGAGAGGCCGUACCACUGCGGAGUGUGCGGCCAGGCCUUCUCCCAGAGCGGUCACCUGGCCCGCCACAUCAGGAGCCACCACCGGGAGGCUGCAGGGAGCGGCUAUGAAUCAGCAGAUGUGAUGGUAAUUGAGUCCAACAGGGGGAGGUUUCAAAUGCAGCCAGCGAAGGCGAUGUUGGAAGUGAGAGCAAAAGGCCCCUCAGAAUUGGACAUGACCUUGCCCAAGCACCCCAACAUCGCUUCAAGCCUGAUGAUGCUCCCCUCACAGGUCAGACCUCCAGACAGAGAGCUGCUGAGGCUCUACCAGACCCAGAGGGAUGCUGGUGAGGAGGAGGUCGAGACGCAGGGGGAGCCGCGGAACAACUCCCCCUGCGCCAGCCCCUCCGAGGGCUCCCUGGAGAGUGGCGAGACAGGAGGCAGCGGCGAGAGCGGUAUUGCGAGUGGGAACUGCACGCCUAAGCGGCCCGAGACUAGCGAGCGGCCCGAGAUCAUUGACUUUAGCUCGGCCAAAGUCAGCGAGGCGGUGCAGGAGUGGCAGAGAGACAACGAGCGGAGGAACACCGGCGGAGGAAGCGCCAAGGUGAUGUCCGGCUCAGCGUCCAAGAAAAAGAAGGACGAGGCCUGCGAGUACUGCGGCAAGCAGUUCCGCAACAGCAGCAACCUGACGGUGCACCGCCGCAGCCACACGGGCGAGCGGCCAUACCGCUGCGGACUGUGCAGCUACGCCUGCGCUCAGAGCUCCAAGCUGACGCGGCACAUGAAGACGCACGGCGCCCAGGGAGCCAAGGCGCCCUUCUUAUGCCAGCUGUGCGCCGUGCCUUUCACCGUCUACGCUACCCUGGAGAAGCACCUGAAGAAGGUGCACGGCCUCACCCAUGCCAGCGUAGGCACCUACGCCCAGGCGAGCGCCGCCGUCAUAAAGGCCGAAGAGGCGGCGGCGGUUGUGAAGAUGGAGGAAGAGGAAGCCAGUCUGGAUCAGAUAGCCACCAUGGUGAAGGAAAGACAAGAUCAGGAUGGGGGGGCCACAGGGGGUCCAGCCAUGAUGGAAGGGGCUGUGGCUUUGACUCCAGCUCCCUGAGAGCCCCCUUCAAACUAAACCGUGUACAAGACUGAACUGGCCCCACAAUAAAAUCAACCUGUCUCUCACUCACUGAUCUGACAGACGAUCCAUGUGAAACCUGGAUUAGAAAAAGGUAGGGGAACCGAAGCGGUCGUAUACAAAAACAAAACAAAACAAAAUUUUUUAAAUAAAAAAAAAAAAAAAUUACAAGCUGCGGGCUGAGAAAGUGCCUGCAUGUGUGACCACAGAACAAAACGGUGACAUUCAACAGGGACAUUACCAGUGCUGCAGAACAGGAAGUGUGCUGCCAUAGUCCAUGCCAACACAGGAAACCCCAUCGCCACACGUUGCAGGUGAUGCAAAGGCGCCAUUUGUCGCCCUUCGUGUGCCCCGCCGGAUGACGUAUGACUAUCAGAUCAUAGAAAAAACUGAAGCUAACAUAUAGAUAGAAAUCAUUUCCUGUUGACGAGGUCUUUUAAAGAUUGGGAUGCAAACACGAACACUGUCUACAGUGUGCCAACUUUCUUUUUAAAGGCCCUUGCUCAUCUCUAAACGCCAUGUUUACAAGCCUCACGGGGGCCCCGGCGAGGUUGCACUGCUGACUUCUCGUGACAAAUGUGAAUAGACUUUCUCGUGUGUGAGCUCUUACAGGAUUACUUUCUAUGCAGCAAAACUGUUAGUCUCCGCCUGCGUGUGAAACGGGUGUAUAUUACCUUUUUGUUCUUGUUGUUUACAUUUGUAAAAUUUGGAGCCUGUGCAUGUUUUGCAGCUGUUAUUAUUUCCUGGUUCUGUGUGUGUGUGUGUUUUAAAUAAUUUCUAAUUUAUGAAUGUUGCACCUUUUGUGGUUGUGGAAGUAAGAGUGGAGUGGCGCACUUAAUUGAUUGAGCGAGCUUUUUUCUCUGUGUGCGUGCAACGUCACUUCUACUUUAACAGUGUCCCGUGACCGCAUGCGUCGUUUUGGAUCAUUUUGUCCAGAACUCAAGUAAACACGUUUGUCCUGUGUGUGUCGCAAGACAGGUAUGUGUGUGUGUGUGUGUGUGUGUGUGUGUGUGUGUGUGUGUGUGUGUGUGUGUGAGAGUGAGAGUGAGACAGCAAUGAGAGAGAGAGAAACUUAGAGACUGUCAAGGUAUCAAUUCAAGGUAUCAGAGAGACUGUGUGAGAGUCUUUUUUUGAUGUGUGAGAGAAUGUGUGACUGUUUGCCUGUGAGACAGUGAUGACAGAAUAGAUGAGGGUAGUGAGAGAGUGCGUGUGUGACCACUGUCCAUCUAUAUCAGGGACACCCAAACAAUGAGCGUUGUGUAAAAGCAGUGUAACUGUUCAGGGAUCAUAUUUUGUAUAUAGAUUGACAAUCUUGCUGUUAUUGUUAUAUUCUGACUGCCUGUCGCUGUUACAUGCCCCCAAACCUCUCCUGCUGAUUGUCUCGUUGUCGGCUCAACAUUUGCCUGUCUGACAGUUUUAUAGCUUUGUCAUGAGGAGCCUCAAUAAAGAGCUGAGUUGUA
Molecule: messenger RNA, 3613 nt
Organism: Phycodurus eques (leafy seadragon)
Lineage: Eukaryota; Metazoa; Chordata; Actinopteri; Syngnathiformes; Syngnathidae
Gene: znf296
Product: zinc finger protein 296
Exons: 3
Coding region: 60-2132 (690 amino acids)
Biological process (GO): positive regulation of transcription by RNA polymerase II
Cellular component (GO): nucleus
Molecular function (GO): DNA-binding transcription factor activity; RNA polymerase II cis-regulatory region sequence-specific DNA binding
Source: RefSeq, a predicted model, not a curated record